CGCGGCCACAGACGGUGCUGACGAAAGCACGGCCCUGUCCUUUCGCCAACAAUCGCUGCUCUUGGGAUUUCCAAUCCAUCCCGCUUGAGCCCCAUCAGACCAGCCCAUACGACAUUAGCGGUUCUUAGCAACGAUGACCGUAAUCUCUGACGGAACCAGCGUCUCCAUCCGCGACGACGCACGUCCUGCUGCAGAUCAGGAACUGGACCAGAAUCGGGAGAAUCCUGUCGCUGCGACGCCGAUCGAGGGGCAUGUCCAUUCAGCUCAGUGCUCCCACCAGCACCACCACCACGAUUCCGAUGGCCAUCACCACCACCACCACCCGAAUGGAGACCAUUCUCAUCCCGCGGCUGCUGACGGAUCAGCCACGCCACCCUCGUCCUUUCGGGUGCCCACUCGAGCGAUCUUGACCAAAGAGGAUCUGGAGCGAUUCCAGGCGUCGGAGACCCACAGGGAGUUUGUCGACUUUAUCCUGCGCCUCAACGAAGCAUCCAAGGGCCGGACGCUGAGGCAGGAGUACCAUCAAUCGCAGGUAGUUAGCGAUAUCAUCCAUGUCCUGGACACCUUCGAGCAGUACUGCAGCCAGAUUCCCGCCCAAGGGAAUCUCAAGUCCCGCUUCGGCAACCCUGCAUUCAAAGACUGGUAUGAUCUUGUAUCGAAGAAUAUUCAGGAGCUGACGGGCAAGUUUAUUCCUGCGGAAGCCAAUGCGGAGGUUUCAUCGUACCUGCUUCUGAGCUUUGGCAAUCGCAAGCGCAUCGACUAUGGCACCGGACACGAAGCCAACUUCAUUUGCUUCCUCUUCUGCCUCGAGAAGAUCGGCCUGAUCACGUCAGAUGAUUACCCGGCAGUCGUGUUCCGGGCUUUCUGGAGGUACAUUCUCCUGAUGCGAAGCCUCCAGCAGGCCUACUGGCUCGAGCCCGCCGGCUCGCACGGUGUGUGGGGCCUGGACGACUAUCACUUUUUGCCCUUCCUGUUUGGCUCGGCUCAACUGACAGACCACAGACACAUCCGACCAAAGUCCAUCCACGACCCGGAUAUUCUCGAGCAGUUUUCCAAGGACUACAUGUACCUGGCGUGCAUCGACUUUAUCAACUCGGUCAAGACAGAGUCGCUGCGCUGGAACUCACCGAUGCUCGACGACAUCUCUGGCGUCAAGAAGUGGAGCAAAGUCAACGAAGGCAUGAUCAAGAUGUACCGCGCCGAGGUGCUGAACAAACUGCCGAUCAUGCAGCACUUUCGCUUCGGCAGCCUCAUCCAGUUUGAGGCCUCGGGCCCGAUCCCGCACGACGACGAGAUCGGCAACGACCACGUUCACGCCUUUGGCAUGGAGCACCCGACUUGCUGCGGUCUGCGAGUCCCCAGCGCGUUCGGGGCGGCCCUGGAGAAGAAGACGGCCGGUGCGCUUCGGAAGCCGAUCCCUUUCGACUAGGUCUUGGGAAAGAACGAGGCAGCGGAGCGCGGCGGAUGGAGAGGGGUGGAUGUGGAGGCAAAGGCAGGG
Messenger RNA from Polychytrium aggregatum, 1498 nucleotides. RefSeq lists its product as uncharacterized. NCBI's taxonomy places the organism in Eukaryota, Fungi, Chytridiomycota, Chytridiomycetes, Polychytriales. The record is from RefSeq and is a predicted model, not a curated record. The transcript is spliced from 6 exons. Gene Ontology annotation, biological process: mitotic spindle organization. Gene Ontology annotation, cellular component: protein phosphatase type 2A complex; nucleus; cytoplasm. Gene Ontology annotation, molecular function: protein tyrosine phosphatase activator activity; peptidyl-prolyl cis-trans isomerase activity. Bases 134 to 1429 code for a protein of 431 amino acids.